UUGCGUGGGUUUACUCUCUGUUUUCCCUUCCUCAGUCCAAACACAGGUUAGUUAUGAAAGCUGGCGUCUGUAAAAUGCAGUGUGCGCCCUGCGAUCUCACGGUGUUUUCAUGCAUUGUGUUCUAAGUAUUUUCGGAAUAUUCGCGUCUGCUCACACUGACACAGCUACUUGGAGAUGAUGGCCUAAUUAACUGCUGUAACGGAGUGUUUUCCGCUCCGCAGGAGCGCAGCCCUACCGUCCUGUCUGGCUGCGAACGCAGGCGGCGCGCUUUCCCCGACCGACUCUACUGACUGAGACGCUUUCCGCAACCGCGGCUCUUAUAGUGUUUUUCUCAGUCUCUUUUAGUCUCAAUACACUGAAUUUACAGAUAAAAUCCACUGGCAUUAAUUUGUUAACGGCGGCAAACAUCAUGGAUAGCUCGGAAGAAACGCAGUCUCCUGAGCACGAAGCCAAAGCGACGCCUGAGUUGAAGAAGGGAAUGUCAAUAUUUCUGGAUAUUUUACGAAGGGCGGAUAAAAAUGAUGAUGGCAAGCUGUCUUUUGAUGAGUUCAAGACAUACUUCUCAGAUGGCGUUCUGACUGGAGACGACCUGAAGGAGCUUUUCCACACAAUUGACACCCACAACACAGACAAUGUGGACACGGAUGAAUUGUGCGAAUACUUUUCCCAGCACCUCGGUGAAUACAAGCAUGUACUUGCGGCUUUGGAGGAUUUAAACGUUUCCAUCCUGGAGGCCAUGGACAAAACCAAGAAGGAGUACCUGGGAUCUACUCGCCUGGAGCAGUUUGUCACUCGCUUCCUGCUGAAGGAGACCAGCAGUCAGCUACAGUCGCUGCAGAGCUCACUGGAGUGUGCCGUGGAGGCCACCGCGGAGCAGAUGUACCCGGAAAGGCACAGACUGGCGAAACCGGAGGGGCUGGCUAUCCAGUGCUCAGGGAGGCGAUCAAACAGGAGACUUCAAAGGAAUAACAGCCUUUCUCCAAGCACCCCCCUCCUCAGCAACGCCAAUUCAGGUCUUUACGAAGAGGACAACCGAUGGAUGACUCAGAUCGACAGACUCCAGAAACUCAUUGACCGCUUAGAGACUAAGGAGCUGCGCCUUGAACCUGUCGAAGAGGAAGUUUCGGGAGGGACGACCGAAUCACACAUUCUGAUCGUCCAGCGGCAGCUGCCGGUUCUCGAGGAGGAGAUGGAGGACUUCCGUCUGGCCCUCCGGCAGUAUGUGGAGCGCAGCAGCACCCAGAACGGCUGCCUGCACAUCGUGGUACAGAAGCUUGCUGAUGAAUCCCGCUUCAUAGUCUACGAGUUCUGGGAACGUAGCAGCGUCUGGAAGAACCACCUUCAGGCCAACCACAGUAAGACUUUCCAGAGGUGUAAUGUGGACUUCCUGGAGAGCCCUGAGGUCGUCACCACCAUGCUAGUUCCUGCUUCAUGGUGGGUUCUGAACAAUAACUGACCAGGGCACGGAGGCCAGCCUGUGAUCACGCAAGCCGCCGAAGCUAUCCCUCGUGUCGGUGAACGCCACGAAACAUGAACACGUUGAACCCUUCGUCCAUGCAUCGCGCCCCCUGCUGCUCACGUGAUGAUUUAUCGUGCUAUAUUAUUAGUGUAUGACUCGAUCUAAGACUUUACACAGUGCACCGCGUACAUUUGUUGGUCAGUGCGGUUGUGUCCACGUGCAUAAACAUCUAAGCGGUUUUUGAGAUUAUUUCGUGGAUACAUUUUGCCGUGUAGCACCUUGGCUGUAGUCUAGGAGUUUCGUAGUGAAGCAAACAGCGCCAUUUAGUUGAAUUGUAACAUACGGUCUUCCAAAUUCGUUACACUAAGACCAUCAAGGUGUUGAUUCCCCCGGGGAACGGUCCACUAUUAUAAAUAGCCCACCGAUCAGUUCGCUUUCACGUUGUGUUGUGAAAGGAAUUUCCAGUAGAUGUAGCUUUUCCUGUCAUGGGGUAAAAACAGUGUUUCAAAGCGUCUGCCAGUAUUUUAUUAAAAUAAAAUAUUCAUCCACCUCCAGACUUUAAACUUAAUGAACGCCUGUCUUUCCGCAUUAAGUGCCUGGUGUCCCCAUUCCAUCAUAGCAUCCACAUAAAUGGUACUCUAAGUCUGAGAAGUUGACACCCUAAAUACGUGACUUUCUUCAUCCGUUAUUUAACAAAUGCAUCGUGCGAUACAUAUUGUGAAAGUAACAAUAUUGUGCUACAAGAAAAAAAAAAAACGAUAUAUUGGA
This is a messenger RNA of Brienomyrus brachyistius, 2227 nucleotides long. RefSeq names its product N-terminal EF-hand calcium binding protein 1 (gene necab1). Gene Ontology annotation, molecular function: calcium ion binding. Gene Ontology annotation, biological process: regulation of amyloid precursor protein biosynthetic process. NCBI's taxonomy places the organism in Eukaryota, Metazoa, Chordata, Actinopteri, Osteoglossiformes, Mormyridae. Gene Ontology annotation, cellular component: cytoplasm. The coding region runs from base 410 to 1456 and encodes 348 amino acids. The record is from RefSeq and is a predicted model, not a curated record. The transcript is spliced from 13 exons.